This is a messenger RNA of Fonsecaea erecta, 3690 nucleotides long. RefSeq lists its product as hypothetical. NCBI's taxonomy places the organism in Eukaryota, Fungi, Ascomycota, Eurotiomycetes, Chaetothyriales, Herpotrichiellaceae. Gene Ontology annotation, molecular function: protein binding. The record is from RefSeq and is a predicted model, not a curated record. The transcript is spliced from 2 exons. Bases 1 to 3690 code for a protein of 1229 amino acids.
AUGGAUGACAACCAGAAGGAAAUCGAAGGCCAUGUGGAGGAGAAGGAACGAUUAUCUAACUACAUGGCUCUCGCGGAGGGGUACCUGAAACAAGACGAGUCCAACAAAGCAGUCGCAAUCUUAAGAGAUUAUUCGAAGUACAUGAAGGACAAAUAUGGCUCGGAAGGCUUUGAGUCAAUUUGGGCCUUGAGAAACUGUGCAAUCCUACUUGGACAGAACGAAAAGUUCACCGAAUCAGAACCUUUCCUGAGAGAGAUUCUCGAGAAGACCACAGGAUACUCCAAUCUAUCCACAGAGGACAUUGACGAAUCCACAGAGGACAGUGACGAAUCCACAGAGGACAUUGACGGAUCUACAGAGGACAGUGACGAAUCCACAGAGGACAUUGACGGAUCUACAGAGGACAGUGACGAAUCCACAGAGGACAUUGACGGAUCUACAGAUGGUAUGGCCGAAUACAAUAAGUUUACGCGUUGGGCUAGAUAUGCCCUGGCGUUCUGCCUGAUGAAAACCAAAAAGUUGAAGGAGGCAUGUCGUAUAUUUAAGGACGUCCUGAACGACCAGAAACAGGCCCUUGGGGAGAAAGAUCUCGAUACAGUGGAGAUUACUAAAUAUUACUUGCAAUCUCUAUUGGAAUCCAGGCGAGCUAAGGAAGCAACACGCCUAUUGGAAGACUGCUCUCAAGUAAUCGAGACUCUUGAUGACAGUGACAGUUAUGAGGUGAAAAUGGAGCUGCUCAAGAUUGGGUAUGUUCUAAUCCAGCAGCGACGCUACAAACCAGGACAAGAUUUCGUGCAAGAGGUUUUGUGGCGACAAGCAGACUUAUUUGGACUCCAACACCCAGAAACUGUCAAAAUGGCAGAGACUGCGUUUUAUUCGAUACGGGAGAUGGCCUAUGGAAGGGUGAAGGCUUCGGUUCCAUCUGGAGCUCUGAUACUGAGAAACCGGUGGAACGCGAUGAAGGAAAUCCUAGGUGUAAGCCAUAAGGAUACCCUUUUGGCUCUGGAGGAGCUUGCGGAUCUUGUAUGGCACACAACAGAGUCCUCGAUGGAGCAGGAAGGUGCUCUGAUGUUAUCCCAGAAAGUCUACGAUGGGCGAAGGGAGACACUCGGGGAGGACCAUCGAGACACGAUUUCUGCACGAAAAGCUCUCCGGUCUCGGAUGGAGCACCUCAAGUAUUCCGACAUAUCGUCUAUUCUGGGUGACGAGCCAGCCGAGAGUGCAGAUGUUAUGGAAGAUGUCGAUUGCGCGCAUUCGGUCAGCUGCCAAUCAGGAGAAGCGGAUGAUGAAGAAAUACAAGAGUCAACAACGCCUGAAUCCAGAAACCCGGAGUAUAUGGAUGACAGCCACGACAGCCGAAAUACAGAUCAGCUCUGUGAAAUCUGCAGCGAACUUCAUAUCGCUUCGUUCCUAGGAAAUGCUCAAGUCUGGGACGAAGAACAGCAAGACAGUUCCUAUCCUAGGAACAAUCAGACUGUACAAUCAUUGCGCUCACGAGGGAAUUGUCCACUGUGCCGGCUUAUUUCGGAGAGAUUCUCGACACUGUUAAACAGCGAUGGGCUCGAUCCGAACACAAGAAUCUCAUAUCGCUAUAUAUGGCCGGACAUUUUGGACCGAAAUCCCGAUAGCGGCUUUGACGGUGAAGGCCACGUAAGGGCCAGUAUGCUUUUACUGGAAGUUUCCAUGCAAGACGAAAAAUGUCUGUUAUACGCUGUGGAUACUCGCGGUGGUGCCAUCGAAAGAGUAGAAGCUGUGGCAAAUAUCAGUCUUAACGUCAACUCGUCAUCGCCUUCCAAGAACUCCCUCAGCGUGAAUGAGCACGGCCUUCUCCCUGCUCUAUCCUUGAUUCUCCGCGGGCGCAGAGACGAGGCGAGAAACAAAUUAGCGCUUCUCGGUGAAACUUACGGAUACUUGAAGGGCCGACUAGUGGACGAAGUGAUCGACACUAGCCUUAUCAAGUCCUGGAUACAUUGCUGCGAUUCCCAUCACGGUAAGAAGUGUAAGCCGAUUGGUAUGGAUGAACACAGUCAUUGGCGGUCAACUUGGCUGAUCGAUGUGCAUAAAGGCAUGCUAGUGCCAGGGGACGAAGGAGGCACAUCUGUGAGUUAUGCCGCACUCAGCUACGUAUGGGGCGAAGGCGGCGAGCAAUUAAAGCAUACUGCCACUGAUGGCAUGGCCGACAAACUCAAAUCACCUGGCAGCCUCACUCAAUCCUCGAAGCUCAAAAUCCCAAAGACGAUCAAAGACGCUAUUGAGCUAUGUAGACAGAUCGGAAUUCCGUACCUCUGGGUGGAUGCGAUCUGCCUCGACCAGGACAACAUCACGGAUGACAUUCUCAACUCAAUGGGCAAGUUAUACCAGGGCGCCAGUGUCACCAUUAUCGCCGCUAGCGGUGAGCACUCGAACGCUGGGAUCUGUGGGUUUAGCUUGAAUUCGAAAUCAAAGCGUCCUAAACCGGACACCUGGAAUAUUGACAACAUGUCUGUUGGGCUAUACUCCGAUUCCGCGCAAAAUAUGAUUCAGGAUUCUAAUUGGUACAAAAGGGCCUGGACAUUUCAGGAAAUGCUUUUGUCUAAACGACUUCUAAUUUUUACGGAAAAAGAAGUCUUCUACCAGUGCGCCUCUGGUAUAGCAUGGCGGGAAAGCGUGUUCUUGGAGCACCCACAGUUGCUGUCAGCAGGCUUUUCUAUCGUGGGCGCAGAAUGCCAAUUUAGGCUUAUUUCGAUUAUCGAGAAAGAAGUCGAGGAUGGCCAGCGGAAAGAUUGGAUUCGCAACAUCUAUCGGGGCCUUGUCAGCGGAUAUUUACAUCGGAAACUGACAGAACCGUCAGACGUCCUGAAGGCUGUCCAGGGUAUCCUGACAAUUAUGGCAGAACGGACAAAGCAGAGCUUUUACAAAGGCAUUCCGACUGAAGACGCAUUUCGCAGUCUACUGUUUCAUGUGACAAGGGCCCAUGACAACAUUCGUCGGCCAAACUUUCCAAGCUGGAGCUGGUGUGGGUGGCAGAAUAUUAGUAUGACCGAUGACCCCAACAAAUCCGCUUUGAAGUUUGUAGAGGAUUGUUUCGAAUACUGGUUCAAGCCAAAGGUUGACCUGUAUCGAUUCGCAUCUUCACAGAACUACCACAACGACAACAACAUCGGCCGAAUCUAUUACUUCAGUGCCAUCGAUACUCGAAACAAGAAGACAGGUCAAAUCAAAAUCGAUGACAAUGUUGACGCAGGGAAGAAAGCAGAUUGGGAGCGAGAGGCCCACAACAUGCUUGUAUUUCUUGCAGAAACAAUGCAGGUUGAGGCUAAGAUUGAAAACCCGGGUGAGCCAGUCUCCCAGGAUCCGAAGAUACUACGACACAGAAUAUUGUCGCCAAAACUCGGCCUCCGGUUUUUGGACCUGGAGGAGAAAUCCUGGACAAAAAUGGAGGAUGUGCGUCUCGAGUUUGUAGCCUUUGCAGAGGCUAAAGCUUUCGGAGAUGAUCCUAAGCACCUCAUAGAGCCGACUGAUACAGACAAGCUUCAUUUCGUGAAAUCCAAUUGGCAGAAUCAUCUGGUCGCUCAGAUUGCGGUUCUUUUGGUGGAAAAAAAUCCCAAGACUAAUAUAUCGCGCCGCUUGGGCUUAUACACGGACGAGCCUCACAAGGCCGCCAACAAGGAGUCUGGUACCCUAAUGAGGGUCCAUUGUGUUGAAAAUUAA